AUUGUGGACUGCUGCUUUUUGAGUGAAUGAUAAUGCUCAUUGCUCCCAAACCCAGAAAUGGAAAGUCAAUCACCAAACAUUAUCAUGAUUUUUAGCGUUUACAUAAUGCAUUGUUUUACGUGUUGAUUUCAUUGUUUAGAGCUGAUCAGUCAACAGCGCGCCGCCGUCAGUCCGAAUGUAUCUCAAUUAUGACAUCAUGAAAUCACAAUGACAUGACGCGUAUGUUUGUAAACGUAGUCAGUUUGACCAUUGCGUUUGACUGAGAUCAAUAUUUAGUUUACUCCGUUACCUUGCAGCAGUAAACACCAAACAUGAGCGAAAUAAAUCCAUUCAAUGAGCGAAAGAAAGAAAUGAAAAAGAGGUUGAGACUUAUCGAAAACAGGAACCAACCUCUCCCAUGUUUGAAAAAGACAGGGAGGCCCGAUGCCUACUCCCAGCAACACAAACUCCAGCCUGACUGCACACGCCUUGGGUCCAGCCGGGCCUACCCGCAGCAGCAGAACUGUGGCACGGGCAAAGGCACCCUGCCCAAGCUGGAUACUAAGCCCUUGGUUGUGAACAAUGCCAAGUACCAUCACCAGUCCGAAAGCAUCCUGCCCCACAUUACAAGCAAGGGCCCGCAGAACACCUGUGAUAUGCAUCUUUCAGGAACCAGGCACCAGGAAAGCUUCCAGGAUGAGAGAUCACGGAGCUCCACAGUGGAGAGUCUGCCAGAGUCCAUAAACAGGAAGAACAAUCAGGAACAGGAGAGAAAUAUUGAGGGACACAAUCUGCCCAUGUCUCCUGCAGAGGUCCUGAAGGCGUUCAAAGAUCGUAUGACUGUGUAUGAGCAAGAGGAGAUCAUGGACUAUUCCGAGGUCUGGUACCUGGGCCUGGACGCCAAGAAGAUGGAGGGCUCCCCCAGCCUGCCCCACAACUCUGGCUACGACGAUAAGAGAGGAAGCUAUCUGAAGGUCGCGCAUGACCACAUAGGCUUCCGGUUUGAGGUGCUGGAGGUCAUCGGGAAAGGAUCCUUCGGACAGGUCCUUAAGUGCCUGGAUCACAAGACCAAUGAACUUGUCGCCAUCAAGGUCAUUCGCAACAAGAAAAGGUUACACCACCAGGCCAUGGUGGAGUUGUAUAUCCUGGAUGUGUUGAGAAGGAAGGACAGAGACAACCAACACAACGUCAUUCACAUGAAGGAGCACUUCUACUUCCGCAACCAUCUCUGCAUCUCCUUCGAGCUCCUGGGAGUGAACCUGUACGAACUCAUCAAGAAGAACAACUUCCAGGGCUUCAGCCAGAUCCUGGUGCGUCGCUUCGCCUACUCCCUCCUCAAGUGCCUGCAGAUGCUGCACAAAGAGAAGAUCAUCCACUGUGACCUAAAACCGGAAAACAUUCUCCUGUCACACAAAGGCCAAGGCAACAUCAAGGUCAUUGACUUUGGAGCCAGCUGCUACGAGCAGCAGAGAGUUUACACCUACAUCCAGAGCCGCUUCUACCGCUCCCCAGAGGUGCUCCUGGGCCAUCCCUACAGCAUGGCCAUCGACAUGUGGAGCUUUGGCUGCAUCCUGGCUGAGCUCUACACUGGCUUCCCCCUCUUCCCGGGGGAAAGUGAGGUGGAGCAGAUUGCCUGCAUCAUGGAGGUGCUGGGAAUGCCUCCAAAUGAUUUCUUGUUGACAGCGACCAGGAAAAGGCAAUUUUUUAAUUCCAAGGGCAAUCCCAGGAACAUCACCAACAGCAAGGGUAGAAAGAGACGGCCAAACUCCAAGGAUCUGGCCAGUGUCCUGAAGACCAACGAUCCUCUCUUUCUGGACUUCAUCAAACGCUGUCUCACGUGGGACCCUAAGAAGCGCAUGACGCCCGACGAGGCCAUGCAGCAUGAGUGGAUCCAGGAGGCCCGCUCCAACAAGUUUCGGUCCAAGACCCGCACCAUGAGAAGACCCAGCGAGAGCCUCAGCAACAUAGAGAACAACAACAACAAGAUAGAGCAGCAUAUUCCCCACAAACCAGCCCUCAUCAACAGGAUAGUUGACAAGGCAUUCUCCAGCCCGUUCUCCAACGCUACAGACAGGCCCAAGAGAGAGAACUCUGUGAAGCUGGCGUCCACCGAGUGCUUGCGUCCGAUCGGGGCUUCGGCCAGGGGUCAGAUGGGCGAGGGCAGGACCAAGAGCACCAGGGCUGUUAGCAGCAGCAAGCAGGAGGUACCCAGGGAGAGAUCAGUCCACAUCGUCAUCAGGACCCCACUGGAACACACUGCAGACGCAGACAGGGACAGUCUGGAGCACCAGCAGGGCCUGUCCCCCAUCACAUGAAGGCCCCAGGGACAGAGGGCUUGGGGCUGGGAGGGGGUUGAGGGGCGGGGGGGAUGCAUAG
Molecule: messenger RNA, 2355 nt
Organism: Coregonus clupeaformis (lake whitefish)
Lineage: Eukaryota; Metazoa; Chordata; Actinopteri; Salmoniformes; Salmonidae
Product: dual specificity tyrosine-phosphorylation-regulated kinase 4-like
Exons: 15
Coding region: 312-2294 (660 amino acids)
Biological process (GO): peptidyl-threonine phosphorylation; peptidyl-serine phosphorylation
Cellular component (GO): nucleus
Molecular function (GO): protein serine/threonine kinase activity; protein serine/threonine/tyrosine kinase activity; ATP binding
Source: RefSeq, a predicted model, not a curated record